UGGAGCAGCUCGCUGUCCCUCACUGAGAUCCCAGAAGGGGACAAGCAAAGAUUUAAACUCAACGUGUCCAAAUGUCCACCCGGACCAGACACUUUCCUCCUUGUCAUCCCCAUAGACUGUGCUUUCUCUGUGGAGCAGAAGAGGACAGUGGAGGAGCACAUGAAGCUGCUGGGGGAGCGGGUUUGGCGGUACACCAUGGUGCUGUUCACCUGUGGGGAUUUCCUCGGGGAGAAGACGAUAGAGCAGCACAUUGAGAGUGAGGGAGAUUCGCUCAAGUGGUUAAUAGAAAGAUGCAGGAACAGGUACCACGUGUUCAAUAACAAGAAGAAGACUGACUCAUCUCAGGUGACAGAGCUGCUGGAGAAGAUAGAUGAGAUGGUGUGGCACAACAACGGCACUCACUACGAGGUAGAUGAACAAACGUUGAACAUCAUCAGAGAGAAGCAAGAAAAAGUGGCUGAGAGGGCGAACGACAGAAGGAGGAGGGCCGAGGAGGAAAGACAACAAAGGAAAACACUCAUUCCAG
Molecule: messenger RNA, 526 nt
Organism: Larimichthys crocea (large yellow croaker)
Lineage: Eukaryota; Metazoa; Chordata; Actinopteri; Sciaenidae
Product: GTPase IMAP family member 4-like
Exons: 1
Molecular function (GO): GTP binding
Source: RefSeq, a predicted model, not a curated record